Coniophora puteana RWD-64-598 SS2 is the source of this 2299-nucleotide messenger RNA. RefSeq names its product glycoside hydrolase family 7 protein. Gene Ontology annotation, molecular function: hydrolase activity, hydrolyzing O-glycosyl compounds. Lineage: Eukaryota; Fungi; Basidiomycota; Agaricomycetes; Boletales; Coniophoraceae. The transcript is spliced from 3 exons. The coding region runs from base 935 to 2299 and encodes 454 amino acids. Gene Ontology annotation, biological process: carbohydrate metabolic process. The record is from RefSeq and is a predicted model, not a curated record.
UGACAUGCCCCGCCGACCCGACGAACCAUCGACACCUAUCGACACGCUCGACACCGCCUGACAUCACUCAACAAUGCUCGACGCCCGUCAAUCUGCAGUGACCUGCUGACAGCAGUUCACCCGCAAUGUCUAAGUUUUUGUAUGGUCUUCGGCCAGCCUAGCAACCUCACGUCAAACCCGCAAAAUUGUCGGUCUGAGAAGGAUAUUGAUCACGCUGGGUGUGGAUCCUGGCUGAUACUGGAGGGUGGGGUAGCCGCAGCCGCAAGGGAACUCAGGCAAAGACUCACUCGGCGCUCGCCAAUAGGUCGCACCCCCCAGUUGCCGUACUUACCUCCGUCCUCUUGCGCAAGCCGUCUUCUCUUAGACUCGCGUCCUCUAAUGAAGGUACAGACGCGAUCUCUACGCGUUGUUGUCAAGGAUCUCAUGAUCAUCAUACACUUUACCUCCGUUCUUUCCUCGAGGUCCACACUUUCGCGAGGUGUACGCUGCAUGCUGUCUCAGGCGAACUCCUGCUGUGCGGACUCUUGUCGGUAGUAAGCUGUCAUAGUCUAGCUGUCAACCUCAGCCUUUGCCCCAUCAAUGCACUCGGCCACGCACCCGGUUUACCUCUAAUUCUCGGUUCAACUCAGUUGAAACCGCGUCUGCUGACCCCACACUGCGAGGGCGGGAAAAUGUACGGGUAUAUGCGUCGUUGUCGCUGUAGCGCCAUUAACACAUGAGAUGGCCGUCGGCGCGUUCGCGGAUCUAAGGUACAGGAGGAUACAAGAGUGAUACAAGGUGGUCGUGUAUGCACUGACAGCGAGCGCACGACGUAGUGCUCGCCGGCGAUUAUCCGCAGCCCAUGUCUAUAAAACUGGUCGACUUUUCUUCUGUUUCGACAUCGGUUUCCGCCGCCCAGCCAGUCUACUACCCCGCCUCAGCCAGCUAGUCCACCAUGUUCCCCAAGGCUUCCCUCCUCGCUUUCGCAUUCGCUGCCGCCGUUUCCGCACAGCAGGUCGGUAACUCCACCGCCGAGGUCCACCCCGCCCUCUCUUGGUCCAAGUGCACGUCCGCUGGCUGCCAGGCACAGGACUCCGGCAAGAUCGUCCUCGACGCCAACUGGCGCUGGCUGCACACCGUCAGCGGCUACACCAACUGCUACACCGGCAACGCGUGGGACACCUCCAUCUGCACGGACGGCAAGACGUGCGCGCAGCAGUGCGCGCUCGAUGGUGCUGACUACGAGGGCACCUACGGUAUCACCACCUCCGGCGACGCGCUCACCAUCAAGUUCGUCACGCAGUCGGCAAACAAGAACGUUGGCUCGCGUGUGUACCUCAUGGCGGACGACUCGCACUACGAGAUGUUCAAGCCCCUGAACCAGGAGUUUACCUUCGAUGUUGAUGUAUCGCAGCUCCCCUGCGGUCUCAACGGUGCUCUCUACUUCUCGGAGAUGGACGCCGACGGUGGCAUGGCCAAGUACCCCACUAACGCGGCUGGUGCCGCCUACGGCACUGGUUACUGCGACUCGCAGUGCCCUCGUGACAUCAAGUUCAUUAACGGCGAGGCUAACAUCGAGGGCUGGAACGCCACCUCUGCCAACUCGGGCACCGGUUCGUACGGCUCGUGCUGUAACGAGAUGGACGUCUGGGAGGCCAACUCUAUCUCCGCUGCCUAUACCCCUCACCCCUGCUCCGUCUCCGGCCAGACUCGCUGCAGUGGCGAUGACUGUGCCAUCACCGACCGGUACGGCGGCGUUUGCGACCCUGACGGCUGCGACUUCAACUCAUACCGCAUGGGCGACACCUCGUUCUACGGCCCCUCGCAGACCGUCGACACCACCAAGCCGCUCACCGUCGUCACGCAGUUCUUCACCUCCGACAACACCACCAGCGGCACGCUCUCUGAGAUCCGCCGUCUCUACGUGCAGAACGGCAAGGUCAUCCAGAACUCCAAGACGAACAUCCCCGGGCUCACCGCCUACGACUCGGUCACGGACCAGUUCUGCACGGAUCAGAAGACGGUGUUCAACAACACCAACUCGUUCGCGGACAAGGGCGGUCUCAAGGCCAUGGGCGAGUCGUUCGCCACCGGCGUCGUCCUCGUCAUGAGCGUCUGGGACGACUACGCCGCCGAGAUGCUCUGGCUCGACUCGGACUACCCGACCACCGCUGACCCCAGCACUCCCGGUGUCUCCCGCGGCACGUGUGCGACGACCAGCGGUCAGCCCUCGGACGUUGAGUCCUCUGCUGCCAGCGCGCAGGUCGUCUUCUCGAACAUCAAGUUCGGUGACAUCGGCUCCACCUACACUUCCUCGUAA